Parnassius apollo (apollo) is the source of this 384-nucleotide messenger RNA. The record is from the annotation of a GenBank genome assembly. Lineage: Eukaryota; Metazoa; Arthropoda; Insecta; Lepidoptera; Papilionidae.
AUGAGUUCUAAAGCUUUUAGUUAUUUUGCAAGCGACGCUAACUUCGUCAACCCUUACACCAACGACGAUCGAGUUGAUCUCAGCCAAGUAUGGGUCGAUAUACCGAGUAUACUUGUAGCCUUGGGAGGCGAUGUAGAUGUCAACGUACGAGGAGCUCUCGGUGCUGGCAGCUUAAAAGUACGCCUCGCCCGAGAAGACGACGAUGGUAGAGCGUUAUUAGCAACCAUGCCCUUAGCUUUAGAUGCAGAAAGCCGAAUGACUCUUCUAUGUGGAUACUUCUCAAGAGGUCGCAUUUACUAUUUAGAAAUAAUCGCCGACAAAGAAAAUUUCUUAUCCGAAGAUCAUGACACAAACAAUACUGAUAUAUAUAUAUACAAUAUGUAA